Messenger RNA from Malassezia restricta, 231 nucleotides. Its product is annotated as DNA-directed RNA polymerase III subunit RPC11. Gene Ontology annotation, cellular component: RNA polymerase III complex. The transcript has 3 exons. Gene Ontology annotation, biological process: DNA-templated transcription; termination of RNA polymerase III transcription. Bases 1 to 231 code for a protein of 76 amino acids. Lineage: Eukaryota; Fungi; Basidiomycota; Malasseziomycetes; Malasseziales; Malasseziaceae. The record is from RefSeq and is a predicted model, not a curated record. Gene Ontology annotation, molecular function: nucleic acid binding; zinc ion binding; DNA-directed RNA polymerase activity.
AUGCAGCUCCCAGUGUCAUCGCGUAUGUACCUGCAGCGCAAGCAGGUCGACGACGUUAUGGGCGGCGAAGAUAGUUGGAAAAAUGUGGACAGCACAGAAGUUACGUGCCCCAAGUGUGACAAUGACCGUGCCUACUUCAUGCAGCUGCAGAUUCGAUCUGCUGAUGAGCCAAUGACCACCUUUUACAAAUGCACGCGCACCGAAUGUGGCCACCAGUGGCGCGAAAAUUGA